AUGGGUUCGAAAAACCCAGCGACCAGUGUGCCCCAGCCAUCACUCAAGGAUCUGAACACAGACAAUAUCACGGCGAAUGUCAAUCUGGUGAAUUCAUCAAAUCCUUCCCCACGAUUCAGGUUCCUUUUGGAACGCCUUGUUGUUCACCUUCACGAUUUCGCCCGCGAAACACGCUUAUCACAAGACGAAUGGCUCAAAGCGAUACAGUUCCUUACAGCCACUGGACAAAUAUGCUCUGAUGUGCGGCAAGAAUUCGUCUUAUUGAGCGACAUCCUCGGACUAAGCCUGCUGGUAGACAGUAUCGACCAUCCCAAACCAGCAGGUUCGACUGAAGGAACGGUACUGGGACCUUUCCACACACACGAUGCCGAGCAUAUGGAGCACGGUGAUAAUAUGUCGCAUGACCAAAACGGCGAGCCUCUGCUGGUGGUGUGUACAGUGAAGGACAAGGAGGGCAAUCCAAUCUCUGAUGUCAAGAUUGACAUAUGGGAGACAGAUUCGAGUGGCAUGUACGAUGUGCAGCAUGCGGGACGAGAUCGCCCAGAUGGUCGGUGCAUCAUUACAAGUGACCAGGAUGGAGAAUUUUGGUUCAAAGGCAUUGUUCCCGUCCCCUAUCCCAUUCCACACGACGGGCCGGUGGGAAAGUUACUUGAUGUACUGAAGAGGCACCCGAUGAGGCCAAGCCACAUGCACUUCAUGUUCGAGAAGCCAGGGUGGGACAAGCUCAUCACCGCUUUGUAUCUCAGGGGCGAUCCUUACGAAACAUCGGAUGCGGUCUUUGGUGUUAAAGAAUCUCUCGUGGUUGAUCUGGGAGAGGUAGAUGAGACUACUGCACAGCACUAUUCGGGGACCCACAAAGGCAUGAAGAUGCUGACGUAUCAUUUUGUGCUUGUCACUGAAGAAGAGGCUGCACAACUUCGAUUGGAAAAGACUCGCGAAGCGACUCAUAAGUUGAACCCAACGGCUGAAGUAGAAAACGGAUUCAUUGGUUUUUGA
Ascochyta rabiei is the source of this 996-nucleotide messenger RNA. RefSeq lists its product as uncharacterized. Lineage: Eukaryota; Fungi; Ascomycota; Dothideomycetes; Pleosporales; Didymellaceae. The record is from RefSeq and is a predicted model, not a curated record. Gene Ontology annotation, biological process: catechol-containing compound metabolic process. Bases 1 to 996 code for a protein of 331 amino acids. Gene Ontology annotation, molecular function: ferric iron binding; catechol 1,2-dioxygenase activity. The transcript has a single exon.